This is a messenger RNA of Medicago truncatula (barrel medic), 963 nucleotides long. RefSeq lists its product as uncharacterized. The record is from RefSeq and is a predicted model, not a curated record. Bases 1 to 963 code for a protein of 320 amino acids. The transcript has a single exon. Gene Ontology annotation, molecular function: RNA-DNA hybrid ribonuclease activity; nucleic acid binding. Lineage: Eukaryota; Viridiplantae; Streptophyta; Magnoliopsida; Fabales; Fabaceae.
AUGGUUAAAAAUGUGGAGUUUGAAGAUUCUGCAAAGGGUAAAUUUUUCCUUUGGAGAGCUGUGAGGGGUGUUUUGCCUACGCGUAUGCGGUUGCAAGAUAAAGGUGUUCCGUGUACGGAUUGCUGUCCUUUUUGUGAAACAAAUUACGAGAACGAUUGGCAUGUUUUCAUGGGGUGUGAAGAAGUGAAAACUGUUUGGCGGACAGCAGGCCUAUGUGAUUUAAUUGCUGAGAUAGUUGCUGAUGCCGCGAGUUUUGCAAACUGUUUUUUCUCAUUAUUAUGCAGGUUAACAACUAAUAAGUGCAAAGACAUGACAAUGAUACUUUGGUGCAUAUGGCGUCGCCGUAAUGACAAAGUAUGGGACGGUGAUCUGAAGCUAGUUUCGAUCGCAAUUCAGUUAGCACGUGAGGCGCUAUUCCAAUGGCAGAUUGCGAGACAGAACACUGCAGAACCACAUCAGACACAACAACAACAAACAAUACAGUGGCAGCCACCAGCACAAGGUGUUCUGAAAUGCAACGUCGACGCGGCCAUUUUCAAUGAGUUAAAGAGUCUGUGUACAUGUAUAUGUAUUAGAGAUCAUCGUGGCCAAAUUAUAAAGGCUGCUACAAAUUGGUACGAAGGAAAUCCUCUUCCUCAAGAAGCUGAAGCGGUGGGUUUACGUGAUGCUAUUUUGUGGCUUGGAGAGUUGGGAUUAUCGGAUGUGCACAUUGAACUAGAUUGUAAGAUAGUGGUUGAUAGCAUAUGUGAUAAGAAUAAUAACCAAGCCGAAUUUGGCAAUAUCAUAGCUAAUUGUAUGUCACUUUUGCAACAAUUCACAAACUUUAAGAUAAGUUUUGUUAGGAGACAAGCGAAUGUUGUCACUCAUAACUUAGCAAGGGUGUCAAUAUUACAUGCUCGUCACCGUGUCUUUGAUUUGAUUCCUUCUUGUAUUACAAACCUUGCGAUGAAUGAAAUAAUAUGA